Molecule: messenger RNA, 651 nt
Organism: Quercus lobata
Lineage: Eukaryota; Viridiplantae; Streptophyta; Magnoliopsida; Fagales; Fagaceae
Product: PHD finger-like domain-containing protein 5B
Exons: 2
Coding region: 114-446 (110 amino acids)
Biological process (GO): mRNA splicing, via spliceosome
Source: RefSeq, a predicted model, not a curated record
AAGUGCUGCUGACCUUGCAGCUUGAACCAAUUCCCCACUGAUCCCCCAAGCACUUCAUGCAUGGGGAGAUACCAUUUCACUGACGAGGUAACUAAGAUCGUGUAGUGGAAAGCAUGGCCAAGCAUCAUCCUGAUUUGAUUAUGUGCCGGAAGCAGCCAGGAAUUGCUAUUGGACGACUUUGUGAGAAAUGUGAUGGGAAGUGUGUAAUAUGUGAUUCCUAUGUGCGCCCUUGCACACUCGUUCGAGUUUGUGAUGAAUGCAACUAUGGAUCCUUUCAAGGUCGCUGUGUUAUUUGUGGAGGAGUGGGAAUUUCUGAUGCCUACUAUUGCAAAGAGUGUACACAGCAGGAGAAAGAUAGGGAUGGAUGUCCAAAAAUUGUCAAUUUAGGGAGUGCCAAAACUGACCUAUUCUACGAACGUAAGAAAUAUGGUUUUAAGAAAAGAUGAUGAGAAUUAGAUAGACGUGUACUUCUGUUAAACUGCUUUUUAUUUACUCAGUUUGAGAUGAAGAAUCUUGAUAUGUUGGGAUUAUGAGCAUAGUAUAGACACAUAUGUAGGCUUUUACAUUGCUUUUAUUAUGCUUAAGCAUUGCUGAAGACGGCAUAUUUGAAAUGUUGGAGCUAUUUUAAAUUAUUGAGUUUGUUUUCAUAGA